ACUGAGGGCGGCUUGUCAGUCGCCUUGUGCCAGGGUUAAGAGUUGUGAGGCUUGUCAUCGUUUAUUAUCAAUUGUUGCUUCUCACUGAAAGUGAGAAGUUUUCUCAUGGAUCCUAAGGAACUGAAAUCAGCACUAAAGAGUGCCCGGGAAUGUAUAAAGAACAAAGAGUACAGAGAGGCUCUCAAACACUGCAAAGCAAUUUUAGCUCAAGAUAAAAACAACUACAAUGCCUUAGUGUUUGUGGGUGUGGCAGCGGAUGGGCUUGACCAGCAUGAACAGACAGUAAAGGCUUACAGACGGGCCAGUGAGGCAGACCCAGAACAACCGCUGGCAUGGCAGGGACUAAGUGGAUUCUAUGAGAAACAUCCGUCUCCAGAGAAUGACAAAGCACUAGUGGAAGUUUAUCUCAAACUUACACGAUUCUUUGAGAGUGACAUCAACAAGAAAAUUGAGGUGACGAAGAAGCUAGUUAAUCUACACACAAAACUGGGGAAUGUUGAUAUGGGUUUAGAACUGUUAGAUAAGUUGUGUUCUGAGACGACAGAUGAAUCUGUAAAGUGUGGCCUGCGUAAAGACAUAUUGUCAUUGUUAUCUAAGUUGCCGUCCCUCACGCUCCACCAGGAGGACAAAUUAAUUGACAUGGUUGAUAGCCUGCUGACAACAGAUUCAAAGCUUGAUGAAGAAGUCAUUAAUCUGUACAUAGACAUUCUCCUAAAGAAGAAAGACUCUUCAGUUUUGAGAGUAUCUUGUCGUAUGAUAUGUGAAAAGUACCCCUGUUUGAAGUACCCUAUAGAAGUCUGUGCAGAGGUUACCAGUCAGCCAGUUUUGAUUCUCAGAGGGCACAUUUUGCUGAAAUUAAAUAGAGCAGUGGAAGCUGAGGAAAUCCUUAGUAAUCUAGAGGUGUGUAAAGACAAAACAGCUCUGGAGGGGUGUGUCAUGUUCUACAAGACAGAGUAUACCAAAUCUGCUGCCAUAUUUUAUGAGUUGAUGAAGCAGGACGAUUCCAACAGUCAGUAUCAUCUGAUGUAUGCCAAGGCGCUGUGGUUUGACAGAGAGAGGCUUCAGGACAACCUUCAGGCCUGUCACACUGCUUUUCUGAAGUCUGCCAAGCUUGACCCGUAUCACAGUGAGCCAUUUGAAUACCUGGGAAGGUUUUACACGGAGGUGCAGAGAGACAGAGUGAAGGGAAAACGAUGUUUCCAGAAGGCGUUCGAUCUGGACGGGAACAACGACAGAGCAGGGGAGGCACUCUGUGAUCUCAUGAACGAGCUCGGAGAAGAGGAAGAUGCAUUCCAGCUCCUUUUAUCGGUGACAAGUAAAGCCAGUGCUGGAUGUUGUAAGUGGGCAUGGCUAAGGUUGGGCCUUUACCAGGUCAAACAUGACACAACAUCAGUGGCCAUAUCCAGCUUUCAGUCAGCUCUCCGGGCAGACCCCAAGGACCCACAUGUUUGGGAGUGUUUGGCUGAAGCUUACUAUAAAAGAGGAAGUUAUACUGCAGCCCUCAAGGCCUUCACCAAAGCUUCAGAGUUGAAUCCCAAUUCUGUAUACAGUCUGUACAUGAUAGCCUGCAUCAAGCAGACUCUGAGGAUGUUAACAGAAGCUAUCGAGGAAUACAGGCUGAUACUGAAGGAUGCACCUAAUUAUGUGCCAGCCCUGAAAGGUAUGGGAGAAACCUAUGUACUACUUGCCAAACAUCAUUUAUCGGAAGGUUUCAAUGGACGAGCAAAGCAGAAUUGUCAAACAGCUCUUCAGUAUUUAACAAGAGAUAAAAUUGUAUGUGAACGGCAUUUUGAGAAAGAUUGUUUUAAAGAGGAUAUAAGGGCUAAAAUAAUGGGAUACACACCAAAGAGAAAACUAUUAAAAGAAGAUGCACUGCCUACAAUAUUUGAUGACAGCAAGCCCAAGAAAAUAAGGGAAAGUAGUUCAAAAAGAUAUGAGAAAAAGGAAAAGCAGGAGCUAAUCAAUCGUCUUCUGGAAAACACAUCUGUAUGUCAUAGACCAGAUCUCUCCUGUCUGUGGAAACUAAUGGGGGACUCCUGUACAAUUAUUCACCCCCUACCUUCCCAAAACUUCAGGUUUGAGGUGCCAGAAAACUUGUACAGAUCCAAAGAGUCUACGGAGAAAUGUGAACUCAGUAUCUUACAGACCCUAGAACUAGGAGCCAGGUGUUAUGGCAGAGCUCUGAAGCUGUUACCAGACUGUGCCUAUCUGUGGCAUGACCUUGGGUUUAACCUUUACCAGCAGAGUCUGCACUCAGAGGCCCAGGAUUCUGUGGAUGUGGCUAACAAGUCUGUCGACACCCUCAGAAAGGGACUUUCUCUGGACCCUGUCAAUCACCAGAUAUGGAACCUGCUGGGACUUGUCUAUUGUUGCUCAGGUCUGAACAAGCCAUCACUAGGACAGCAUUGUUUUAUCAAAUCCAUAAAGUCAGAGUCUGCCAAUGUAGUGGCUUGGACAAAUUUAGCAACGCUUUACAUGAAGAAUGGCAAUAUUGAGUUAGCACAUGAGGCUUACAAGGUGGCCCAGAGUCUGGACCCGAGCUAUGUGUCCUGCUGGAUUGGACAGGCCAUGAUUGCAGAAACUGUUGGAGAUGAUGAUGCUAUGGACCUGUUUAGGCACACAACAGAGUUAUCUCCCCAUGUUGAGGGAUCCCUUGGAUACGCACACUGGGUUUGUACGUUACUCCAGGACAAAACCAAGCACGGCACAGAAAUGUACAGCUACGCCAUACACCAGAUGUCGGCCGUUCCUGCAGCCUCUGAUGCUCUGGUCAGAUACCUAGACCUCAUAAAGACUAACCCAGGGGCCUAUAACAUGUACGGACUGCUAAAAGAACAACAAGGACUGUACAGAACAGCAAGAGAUGCCUUUCAAAGAGCAGUUGAGCUACUGGAGCCCAGUGACAUACUUCUGAAUCAAGUCAAAAUCAACUUGGCCCGGACACUGUGUAAGCUGGGAGAGUACUCUGCUGCGCUGUCUCUGUACACAAAGUUAGGAGACCUGGAAUCCCUCCAUGAUCUAUGUCACAUGGGACUCGCCUUCUACAAGUUGCAGAAAUACACCGAAAGUUAUCAAGCUUAUGACAAAGCCCUGGAGAUCAGUAACAAUGACAUAAAUAACUCGCACAUUCACGCUGUGCAGGGAAUGGUGGCUUACAAGUUUGGAGAUAUAGAUGGGGCCAAAUCUUCAUUAUUUCAAAGUUCCCAACUUCAGCCCUCGUCUCGUAAUGGACUAGAAGCUCUGUGUGCCCUGGGUCUGAAGUUACGAGAUGCGACUCUCACACAGGCUGUACUUCAGGAGCUGUCAGAGUCAGGGGCAGACAACUCCAGCAGCCACCUCAAUGUCAUUUAUCAAUGUCUGUUGGAAAACAACUGGGAACAAGCCAGAUCUUACACACAAAAAAGUAUCCACAAAUCACCAGACAGUCACUCUCUUUGGAGGCUGUUGUCAAGGUUACUGUUGAGACAUUGCCAUGGUAACCAACCUUCCACUGUGGCAGUAUGUGCUCAGACAGCCCUGUGUCUAAUGCCAAAGUAUCAGGAUGUACAGACAGAUGUUGCUGUUGGUCAGUUGAAGGAUGGCAGGCAUGUGUCCAAGGACACAAACAACAAUGCUUUACGGAGUGCUCAAAGGGCUGUUCUUAUCAACCCAGAGAAAUUGGAGAACUGGUGUACAUUUGUGUCCGCUGUCCACAGCGAUUCAGUCCUGGAGGUGGAGUCAAAAAGGGUGACAGCUCUCAUAAAAGCGGAGACCAGCUAUCUCACAUGGCUAAUGUCAGCAUCCAGUUUAAAAGAGGCUUUAAGAAGCUGGUGUCAGAAACAGUUGACUGUAGCCCAGGUACUAUCAGGGGAGAUUACAAAGGAAUCUCUUGCUGAUGAUUUGAAAAAAUACAUUGAAGAGCUUAAAGAAGGAAAUCUACAGGCAGACAGCAAUGUUGAGCAAAUUUUCAAGCUGUUCAAGACUCUUCUAUCGGAUGGAGGAAAUGAUGAGGUCUCUAAGAAUUUUGGGAAGUUGACCGACAGCACGACGAGGUCCACAACUUCUGACCCCUUGAUAUUGCUGAUGAAAGCUGUCAUCUUGAUGAAAACCAAUCCAAAACUGGCUAAACACCGGCUGGUUGACGUUCUUGUCACGAUGAAGACGACGAGUUCCCAGUCACCACUGAUUAAGUCAGUCACCAGGAGAUGUCUGCUUCAUAUACUGCAGGGGAACCCAGAGAAAGAGGCCGAACUUAUUCAGCUGCUUGUGACAGAAGCAACAGAAGAUGGGGAUGUGAAGACUGUAAAUUUUUAUCAGCGGUUGUUCAACGACAGCUAGAACAUAGACAGACUUUGGGUGUUUAACUUCAAUGAAUAAAAUUGUUACUCUG
This is a messenger RNA of Ostrea edulis (European flat oyster), 4369 nucleotides long. RefSeq names its product SKI3 subunit of superkiller complex protein-like. The transcript is spliced from 42 exons. Lineage: Eukaryota; Metazoa; Mollusca; Bivalvia; Ostreida; Ostreidae. The record is from RefSeq and is a predicted model, not a curated record. Gene Ontology annotation, molecular function: protein binding. Gene Ontology annotation, cellular component: Ski complex. Bases 106 to 4317 code for a protein of 1403 amino acids.